Molecule: messenger RNA, 2090 nt
Organism: Phytophthora nicotianae INRA-310
Lineage: Eukaryota; Oomycota; Peronosporomycetes; Peronosporales; Peronosporaceae
Exons: 1
Coding region: 139-1854 (571 amino acids)
Biological process (GO): carbohydrate metabolic process
Molecular function (GO): beta-glucosidase activity
Source: RefSeq, a predicted model, not a curated record
CUUCAUCUCGCGCAUCAAAGCUGCGUGAGCUUGCGAUCUUCCUGCAGUUUAGUCUCAGCGGCGAAUACUGUGCCAUUCCGCCAUUUGCCGGCUUGUGCGAACUCCAGUCUCCAGUGACCGCGUGACCGCAAGUUGAUCAUGCGCUUCCUUUGCCAACUGCUGCCUGUCGCUAUGGCGGCUCUCUUCGGGUCGUCGGUGGCGACGGCCUCCGAACCUCGCUGCUUCCCCGAGAAAUUCAUGUUUGGCUCAGCCACCGCCUCGUAUCAAGUGGAGGGCGCCGUCAAGGAAGGUGGCCGCACUUCCAGUAUUUGGGACGAUUUCUGCCGUGAAAAACCCGGUAUGAAAUGUGCCAACGUGGCUGACGAUUUCUACCACCGCUACAAGGACGACGUGAAGCUCAUGGUCGAGACUGGCCUCGAAUCUUUCCGCUUUUCGAUCUCGUGGUCGCGUGCCAUGAACUGGGACCCCGUCACGCGUCGCAUGAAGCCCAACGCUGAAGGUAUCGCCUGGUACCACAACCUCAUCGACGAGCUCAAUGGUAACGGCAUCGUGCCGAUCCUGACCAUUUACCACUGGGAUCUGCCAAGCGAGUUGCAGACGCAACUCGAGCCCAAGGGUUGGCUCAACCCAGGAAUCGUUGACCACUUCCUCGAUUACUCGACUCUGCUCUUCAACGAGUACGGCAGCAAGGUUCAGCUCUGGACGACGUUCAACGAGCCUCUAUCCUUCGUCGGUGCUGGUUAUGGCCUUGGCAUGCACGCUCCCGGCUACUCUGGCUCGGACACGCAGGCGUACACGGCCUCUCGUAACGUGCUUAUUUCCCACGCCAAGGCGGUGCAGAAGUUCCGUGAAAUGAAGACUAGCAACGUUAUUGGAGACAAGGCACGCAUCGGUAUUGUGUUGGUGGCCAACUGGUACUACCCCUUGGACCCGAAUAAUGAACGCGACGUUGCUGCUUCCAAGCGUGCGUUCGACUUUGACUUCGGCUGGUUCCUGAACCCUAUUGUGAACGGCGACUACCCGGCGGUCAUGCGCGAGCGCGCCGGCGACCGUCUCCCCAAGUUCACGGCGGAGGAAUCUGCUCUGCUUAAGGGAUCGUACGAUAUCUUCAUGAUGAACCACUAUGGCUCGCGCGCCGUCACGGACUGCGACUCGGACCGCUCGAACACUCCGUGCUCGACUCUGCUGCCUGGUUACCAGGCGGACAAGGGCAUCGACGACAGCCACGUCAUGCCUGGCACGCGCGCCGGCGUCCCGGACCGCUUCGGUAACAACUACUGCAAAAUGUUCACCGGCUACCCACCCGGAUACCUAGACAUGAUCCGCUAUCUGCACAUGCAAGACACCAGUGUGGAUAUCCUGCUGACGGAGAACGGAUGGUGUGGAAACGAUGAUGUUGACAAUUACGACCAGUUGUGGUACUUCAAGGCGUUCGUCGAGCAGGUGCACAAGGCCGUCGUGGAGGAGAAGAUCCCUGUCAUCGGCUACACGGCGUGGUCGUUCUUGGAUAACUAUGAGUGGGGUUCGUACGGCCCGCGCUUCGGCAUGUACUACGUCAAUUUCACGGAGCAGACUGGAUCUCCGGACUUCUACGAGCCCAAGCCUACAGACCUGGCUCGCAUCCCUCGUCCAUCGGCUAAGUGGUUUAAGAAGGUGUCCGAGACCAAGUGCCUCGAUGGCUGGAGUGAUGUCAGCAACAUCAAGGCUCAUUCGACCUCACACGAGAGCAAGACGUCCACCUUCGGUAUUGUGUUCGGAAUUGUCGCGCUCGCUACGGUUGUGAUUGGUAUUGCUGUGGUGGUUGUGUACCGUCGCCGCCGUAGCGGCUACGAGCCGCUCUUGUCGCGCAACUAGAUGGCACCGGUACGAACUCGGGCACGGCUGAUGAUAGGCGAAAGCAGCUCUAGAAGCGACCCACAACAUAUGACUCGUUUCAGUUAAAUAGGCAACACUUGCUUAAACAAAUAUAAAGACCGUGGUUGUCUUCGCCUAGUUAACAUGAAUUAUGUACUACCACGUCGUGAUGGGCGUAUCAUAGCGGCGCAUUGCAUAUACAGUGCCCGCCCGACCUUCGACGUACGCUUCAUCCA